UUUGCAUGGCCGAGCGGCGGACGGUCACCUGGCUGCUCUUCCUCUUGCUCGUUAGUGCAAAAAAAAACAAAAUAAAGAAGAAGAAACGGAAAACAGGGCCAGCAGCUUGAGCCCAAAAUAUAUAACAAAUAUAACAUUUUAUGUGGUCAAAAUGAGCGUGCUGCCGUUCGUGCGCGGUGUGGACUUUACGAAAAAUGAUUUCAGCGCAACAUUCCCCAGCUCCAUGCGGCAGAUGUCGCGGGUGCAGUGGCUCACACUGGAUCGCACGCAGCUGGCGGAGAUUCCCGAGGAGCUGGGCCACCUGCAGAAGCUGGAGCACCUGUCGCUGAACCACAAUCGCCUGGAGAAGAUCUUCGGCGAGCUGACGGAGCUGGCGUGCCUGCGUUCCCUGGAUUUGCGGCACAAUCAGCUGCGUAACAGCGGCAUUCCGCCGGAACUCUUUCACCUGGAGGAGCUGACCACGCUGGAUUUGUCGCACAACAAGCUGAAGGAGGUUCCCGAGGGCCUCGAGCGGGCCAAGAAUCUUAUAGUUCUCAAUCUGAGUAAUAAUCAAAUCGAGACCAUACCCACGCCGCUGUUCAUCCAUCUGACGGAUCUGCUCUUCCUCGACCUCUCGCACAAUCGCCUGGAGACGCUGCCGCCGCAGACGCGCCGCCUGAUCAACCUGAAGACCCUGGAUCUAUCGCACAAUCCGCUGGAGCUCUUCCAGCUGCGCCAGCUGCCCUCGCUGCAGAGUCUCGAGUGCCUGAAGAUGAGCGGCACGCAGCGCACCCUGCUCAAUUUCCCCACCAGCCUGGAUAGCUUGGCCAAUCUGGUGGAACUCGAUUUGUCGCACAAUUCCCUGCCCAAGCUGCCCGACUGCGUGUACAAUGUGGUGACGCUGGUGCGUUUGAACCUAAGCGACAACGAGCUGGGCGAACUGAGCGCCGGCGUGGAGCUGUGGCAGCGCCUCGAGUCGCUGAAUGUGUCGCGCAAUCAACUGGUCGCCCUGCCCGCCGCCCUCUGCAAGCUGCCCAAGCUGCGCCGGCUGCUGGUGAACGACAACAGGCUGAAUUUCGAGGGCAUACCCUCGGGCAUUGGCAAGCUGGGCGCUCUGGAGGUCUUCUCGGCGGCCAACAAUCUGCUCGAGAUGGUGCCCGAGGGCCUCUGCCGCUGCGGAGCGCUGAAACAGCUCAACCUGAGCUGCAAUCGGCUGAUAACCCUGCCCGAUGCCAUUCACCUGCUCGAGGGUCUCGAUCAACUGGAUUUGCGCAACAAUCCGGAGCUGGUGAUGCCACCGAAGCCAAGCGAAGCCAGCAAGGCGACCAGUCUGGAGUUCUACAACAUAGAUUUUAGUUUGCAAACGCAGCUACGCUUGGCCGGCGCCGCUGUGCCGCCCUCCAUGCCUGCGACGGCCACGCCCAAGGAUUCGACGGCCAGGAAGAUUCGGCUGAGGCGCGGUCCGCGCAGCGAGGGCGAUCAGGAUGCGGCCAAGGUGCUCAAGGGCAUGAAGGAUGUGGCCAAGGACAAGGAUAACGAGCUGCUACUCGAAGAUGGGAAGCCCGAAUCCCUGAAGCCAAAGCGCUGGGACGAGUCGCUGGAGAAGCCGCAACUGGACUACUCCAAGUUCUUCGAGAAGGAGGAUGGCCAGCUGCCCGGUUUGACCAUCUGGGAGAUCGAGAACUUCCUGCCCAACAAAAUCGAGGAGGUGGUGCAUGGUAAAUUCUACGAGGGCGACUGCUACAUUGUCCUCAAAACGAAGUUCGAUGAUUUGGGCCUGCUGGAUUGGGAGAUCUACUUUUGGAUUGGCAACGAGGCGACGCUGGACAAGCGUGCCUGUGCCGCCAUUCAUGCCGUGAAUCUGCGGAACUUUCUGGGCGCCCGGUGUCGCACGGUUCGCGAGGAGCAGGGCGACGAGUCCGAGGAGUUUCUGUCGCUCUUCGAAACGGAGGUCAUCUACAUCGAGGGCGGACGCACGGCCACCGGUUUCUAUACCAUCGAGGAGAUGAUACAUAUCACCCGGCUGUAUUUGGUGCACGCCUACGGCGCCACCAUACAUCUGGAGCCCGUGGCUCCCGUCGCAGACUCCCUGGAUCCCCGGCACGCCUUUGUCCUCGAUCUGGGCACGCACAUUUACAUUUGGCUGGGCGAGCGAUCGAAGAAUACGCUGAACUCGAAGGCACGCCUGAUGGCGGAGAAGAUCAGCAAGACGGAGCGCAAGAACAAGUGCGAAAUUCAGCUGGAGCGGCAGGGCGAGGAGAGUGCCGAGUUCUGGCUGGGAUUGGAGAUGUCGCCGGAGGAGUUAGCCGUUAGGGAGCCGCCCAAGGAGCACGUUCCCGAGGACUAUCAGCCGGUGCAGCCGCGCCUCUACCAGGUGCAGCUGGGCAUGGGCUAUCUGGAGCUGCCGCAGGUGGAGCUGCCGCAGCAGAAGCUCUGCCACACGCUGCUCAACAGCAAGCAUGUCUACAUACUCGACUGCUACACCGAUCUGUUCGUUUGGUUUGGCAAGAAGUCGACGCGCCUGGUGCGAGCGGCGGCCGUUAAGCUGAGCCGGGAGCUCUUCAACAUGAUGGAUCGACCGGAUUAUGCGCUCGUGAUGCGCGUGCCCGAGGGCAAUGAGAUGCAGAUCUUCCGCACCAAGUUCGCCGGCUGGGACGAGGUGAUGGCCGUCGAUUUUACGCGCACAGCCAAGUCGGUGGCCAAGACGGGUGCAAAUCUGACGCAGUGGGCGCGACAGCAGGAGACGCGAACGGAUCUGGCGGCCCUUUUCAUGCCCCGGCAGUCGGCAAUGCCGCUGGCCGAGGCCGAGCAGCUGGAGGAGGAGUGGAACUACGAUCUGGAGAUGAUGGAGGCCUUUGUGCUGGAGAACAAGAAGUUUGUCCGCCUGCCCGAGGAGGAGCUGGGUCGCUUCUACACUGGGGAAUGCUAUGUCUUCCUCUGUCGCUACUGCAUACCCAUCGAGGAGCCCGAAAAUGUCGCAGAAGAUGGUGCUAAUCCCGCGGAUGAGAGUAAAUCAUCGGCAGCCAGCGGCAACAAUCAGCCAGAGGAUGAGAUCCAGUGCGUUGUCUACUUCUGGCAGGGACGCAAUGCCGGCAACAUGGGUUGGCUGACGUUCACCUUUACGCUGCAGAAGAAAUUCAAGGCCAUGUUCGGCGAGGAACUGGAGGUGGUGCGCAUCUUCCAGCAGCAGGAGAACCUCAAGUUCAUGUCGCACUUCAAGCGCAAGUUCAUCAUUCACACCGGCAAGCGGAAGGACAAGGCGCUGACCGCGAAGGGCAAGGCGCCCGUCGAGUUCUUCCACCUGCGUUCGAACGGCGGUGCGCUCACCACGCGCCUCAUACAAAUCAAUCCGGAUGCAGUGCAUCUCAAUUCGGCCUUCUGCUAUAUACUCCAUGUGCCAUUUGAAACGGAGGACGAAUCGCAGUCGGGGAUUGUGUAUGUGUGGAUUGGCAGCAAGUCCUGCAACGAGGAGGCCAAGCUGGUCCAGGACAUCGCCGAGCAGAUGUUCAACUCGCCCUGGGUGAGCCUGCAGAUUCUCAACGAGGGCGACGAGCCGGAGAACUUCUUCUGGGUGGCUUUGGGAGGUCGCAAGCCCUACGACACGGACGCCGAGUACAUGGACUACACGCGGCUGUUCCGGUGCUCCAACGAGCGCGGCUACUACACGGUGGCCGAGAAGUGCGCCGACUUUUGCCAGGACGAUCUGGCCGACGACGACAUAAUGAUCCUGGACAACGGCGAGCACGUCUUCCUCUGGAUGGGGCCGCGCUGCAGCGAGGUGGAGGUGAAGCUGGCCUACAAGUCCGCCCAGGUGUACAUCCAGCACAUGCGGAUCAAGCAGCCGGAGAGGCCGAGGAAGCUCUUCCUCACGAUGAAGAACAAGGAGUCGCGCCGGUUUACCAAGUGCUUCCACGGCUGGAGCGCCUUCAAGGUGUAUUUAUAAUUUUAGGCAACUAAAAGGGGGCAUUGUCGAGGGCUUCGGUUCUUUAAUAUGUUAAAUUAAUUUAUGCACAGCCCCAAAGGUGUACGUUUAACUUUUACAUAUUUCAAGAGAUCGCCUUUAAGGCGGUCAUUCGUUUGUAUCAUUUAAAUGGGCCUCCUGAAUUUUACAGGAUCCACAGAAACGCCCCAGCCGGUUGUGCAUUUAUUUGUUGAGCAUUUAAAGAAGCGCCUUUUAGAUGCUAUUUUAGUUUUAUAAAAUCGAUAAAGGCACCUUAGAGGUGUUAACUUAAUUUUAACAAGUUAGAGGAGCCCCUUGCAGGUGUAAAAUCGGGGAAAGGGGGUUGGGCAGCUGCCGUGACAGAGCAGCUGCCCCACAGACGCAUGACAAAAAAAAAAGGAAAAAAACCCUAUCGAAAAAAAGAAACAAAAACGAACAGAAAAAGAAACAAAAAACAAACCCAUCAGAUCGCAAGAAGAACAUGUUUGUACUUUUAUAAAAUGUAUUUAAUUGUUUUGUAUAAUUAAUUUAAAUUUUUUUUAUUAGCUCACUUGCUCCCGCCCUUAACUAAUUAGCUAACAACUCCAACAACGCCAAGUAUUCGCCCACUCUUUACGAGAAAACCUUAUAAAAUAUAUAUAAUUUAAAUAUAUAUAUAUCUAUAUAUAUGCCUAAAAAUACGCAAUAUUUAUAUACAUAUGCUGAGCUGAGAGGAUUGCUAUUACUCCUUGCGCUAGUCCUUUUAAAAUGUUAACCUACUUAAAGCUAGCCUGUAAUAAAAUCGAAAGAAAGAAAACACUAAAACUAAUUGUACAAAUGCCACGUAUUUAUUUUAUUUUUAUUAAUCCCCCUGAAUAAACAUUUAGAAAAAUUGCAA
Messenger RNA from Drosophila takahashii, 4796 nucleotides. It is a transcript of the gene fliI, whose product is annotated as FLII actin remodeling protein. Gene Ontology annotation, cellular component: cytoplasm; nucleus; actin cytoskeleton. Gene Ontology annotation, molecular function: phosphatidylinositol-4,5-bisphosphate binding; actin filament binding. Gene Ontology annotation, biological process: actin filament severing; barbed-end actin filament capping; myofibril assembly. NCBI's taxonomy places the organism in Eukaryota, Metazoa, Arthropoda, Insecta, Diptera, Drosophilidae. The record is from RefSeq and is a predicted model, not a curated record.